AGAAAAGUGUACGUAAAGGAACGUUUGCUCUCUUUUGUUGCUGGAUCCAGUUGAAGCGAUAUUGUAUCCAGUCUUGUUGUCCAGUCGUUCGCAUGGUAGCCGAUGGGACUGCAUACGCACAGAACAUGCACGUCCUUUCUCGCAUGCACCGUUUCGGAUCAUCUCUGAAUGUGACGAAAGAUCUCAGGCUUCGGCAGACUCCCUUAAUUCUCAGAAGGCUAAGAGUAGUCCCAUGCCGCGCCACUGCUCAGCCUAUCUCAGCAAGGCCUCUUGGUACAGACAGUGAGAGAGUGAAGGACAGCGUGGAGUACAACUUUGCCUGUCCGAUCUGUCUCACUACAGAGUUUUCCAUCCAGAAAUCAAACCAAGGGCUUGCACAGGCGUUGCACUGCGACCGCUGUGCUCGGACUUUUUCUGCCAACGAAAAAUCAGUUGACCUGACGUCAACAUCUGGAGCGCCUGCUCGUGUGUACAAGCAGUCUUUCUGGGGAGGCACACAGAUUUUCAGGAGUCCUCUGGUUUCAUUUGCUUAUGAGCGGGGUUGGAGGAGCAGCUUCACAUGGGCAGGGUUUCCCGGUGAGCAGAAGGAGUUUGAGAUGGCUAUGGAUUACCUGCAAGCUGCAUAUGGCGAGGUGUUGGUGGAUAUGAGCUGCGGGAGCGGGUUGUUUUCGAGACGCUUUGUGAGGAGCGGCAAGUUUGCUGGAGUGAUUGCUGCAGACUUCUCGGAGUCCAUGUUGACUCAAGCCAAGCAAUUCUUCGAUGAGGAUAGAAGCUUGGAUACGAGGCAGUACGUAUUACUAAGAGCAGAUGUGGGGCGUCUGCCAUUCCCCACUGGGUCUGUUGCUGCCAUCCAUGCUGGCGCUGCCAUUCAUUGCUGGCCAAAUCCAACAAUGGCGGUGGCUGAAAUCAGCAGAGUGUUAAGACCGGGUGGUGUCUUUGUUGGCUCCACAUUCCUGAAGGCUUCUGCACCUCUCGGGCAGCUGCUCAAUAAUGAUGAUCUCGUCAGGCCUUUGAAUUCGCUUGAUCCCAUGUCUGGCGGCUCAAAUUACCAGUGGUGGGAGGAGGCGGAACUGCGUGAGUUAACUGCGGCCAUGGGAUUGCAGGAUUUCCAGCGACAUAGAACAAACCGAUUCAUCAUGUUUGCUGUCCAGAAACCCCGUAUUUGAUCUCUUAGCCAAUUACCUGGGCAGCCACAUUAAUAGGCUACCAUUGGUGCUGCAUAAAUGACGCUGCAUAGAUUGCAAGGUCAACUGCUGUGUUGUGGCAGUCCAGUCUGUUGCACAGCCAAAUGACGAUCACUGAUGGCAUCUGCUCCCAGCAAUGAGUCAUAGAAAAUGAUGACCACCAGUACUGAUGCCAACAGGUUCUCACC
Molecule: messenger RNA, 1372 nt
Organism: Coccomyxa subellipsoidea C-169
Lineage: Eukaryota; Viridiplantae; Chlorophyta; Trebouxiophyceae; Coccomyxaceae
Product: S-adenosyl-L-methionine-dependent methyltransferase
Exons: 8
Coding region: 93-1166 (357 amino acids)
Molecular function (GO): S-adenosylmethionine-dependent methyltransferase activity
Source: RefSeq, a predicted model, not a curated record